This is a messenger RNA of Thelazia callipaeda (thelaziosis nematode), 957 nucleotides long. The record is from the annotation of a GenBank genome assembly. NCBI's taxonomy places the organism in Eukaryota, Metazoa, Nematoda, Chromadorea, Rhabditida, Thelaziidae.
AUGACUACUAAUAAUACUGAUUUGAUCACGCAAUUAUUGUCCGAAAAUCUUGAACUUCGAAAGUUGGUUUUGACUGAGCAAGAGAAAGUAUCAAUGGAAAGGAAACGUCGAAUCGAAGCUGAAGCUCGACUUGCAGCUUUACUGAGCAAAAAAGUUAUCGAAAUGAGGGAACGAAAUUCGUAUUCAGAUUUCAAACAUGAUUCUUGUAAAAGAGAUCGAAGAUAUAAGGAUAUGGUAGGACAUAUUACAAGGCCUAAAUCCAGUGAUUCAUCUUAUGAAAAUGAAAUUGCUUUAUUAGUUAUGAAAAAUAUCCAGAAAUAUCAAAAUUGUCCACCUACUUCUGAAAGUUCUCUUAAGUCAACAUCUAUUUCUCCUCUUUUAGAACACGAAAGGAAUUUCAAAAGAAAUAAUAACCUACCUUUAGUCACCGAAAAAAAAGUUCAACCAAGUAUAGGAGCGAAUAAUAGGCAGUCUGUUUCGAUUUCUGAAGCAAAUAUUUCAAGCAAUAAUUAUUUGAAACCAGCUACCAAAAAAAUUAGUGACUUUUGGACAUUUAUUGAUAUGAAUGGAGAAACAAAGCCAUCAGUUCCUCCACUUCACUGGAAGCAGCAAAAGUGCAAAGAUACAUUUAUAAAACGAAGUAUUGAGCGUCAAAUCCGAAUCAAAGAAGCGUCAUCAAAACGCAAACAACUUGCAGCUAAAAAGCGUGAAGUUGCAAAGCAAUUACUUGCCGGACACGUUAAAAAUCAAGAUGCUGUUAAAUUACUUAGUAUAAUGGAUCGAGAAAUAUGCGCAUUUCCUCCUAAUAUGAUGAAGCGUGAAACAUUUAGACGAGUUUGUAAAACUCAAGGUUUUCAAGAGAGAAGGAAGAAGAAACAUGAUGAGUAUGACAAGCAUAUCAAUCGCCUUCUGGCAUAUUGCUAUAGUCAGGCACCUAAUCGACUUAAUCGCAAAUAA